CGUCAGAGCUAGCUUGCUCCGUUUGCUCUGGUUCGCUCAGCCCAGCUGUCCCAGCACCGCCGUUUUUUGUGUGCAGAUAAGAAAUUUUACAAUAACCUCACACCCCGUGAAUUUCGCGUUUGUCCAAUAAUCCAGCCCAGCCAGCCACGAACUAGGAACAGAAACUCGUAAGGAUGGCAGCAGCCGCAUCGAAGACGCUAUCAGGAAUAUGAAGUUGCUUUUGGUGUACUUUCUGGUCACUGCAGUUUUAAUCAUUUCUUACGCAUCGUUGAGAGCCAGUGCAACUUGUGACGAUCUAAAUACUAACGAUGGGCCAAAAAGUGUAUGCUACACAAGCACAAGUUCUUCGAGGACAGCACGAACUACAAGGACUAGGAAGUUUCUGUUGUAUGACGUGAACCCAGGUGAAGGAUUUAACUUACGAAGGGAUGUUUACAUGAGGAUGGCACGUUUGGUGUCAGGCUUGAACAAUGCACAAGACACAGCUACUUGGACAUUAGUGCUUCCACCCUGGGGGCCCCUGUAUCAUUGGCGUAGCAGAGACGUUGGUUUCCAAGGGAAAAUUAAGUGGCAAGAAUUUUUCGACGUCGACAGUCUCGCAUCCUACGUGCCUGUCAUGGAAUUUGUGGAAUAUCGAGAAGAAUCUGGGCCAUGGAUUGACAGAGUAUAUUACUUACAACAUCAUAAUGAUACUUUCAUUUCAUCUGACUGGAAUGAAAAAUAUGAAGAACAGCAAUGUAUGGAAGACACACCGUACAUAGAAGAGGGCCCAAAGGAAUUUAGUGGUUGGUUCUGGGGGUACUCGGAUGUGUCUGCGAGACAUUUCAGCUGCCUCUCAGUGCAAGGAUAUACUUCAACAUUGAAGCCACUUAUCCUAGGCCUGACGAAUACAAGGUCUGUUAUGAUAGAUCGUGCUGAGGUUGUUCUUCACGAUGUUUUUGGAGAUGCUGUCUAUUGGAGGGUCAGGCAAAGCAUGCGUUUCUCCAAGACACUUCGGGACUUGGCAGAUAAAUUUCGCAGAGAAGUCUUAGACUCAGAUGAUGUGAAGGACAAUACAAGUUUGGACUUUGACUGGUCCACUAUGAAGAAUGCUGCAAGGUCUGCGAGAGGGGGGCCGUACUUAGCAGUCCACCUUAGACGGCAAGAUUACAUCAGAAGCCGGCCAUCAGACGUUCCAGACAUACAUCAUGCAGCAAAGCAACUGCUGGGGCUUUUGCAGCGCACUAAGCUUGAGAAAUUGUUUGUGGCUACCGACGGAACUGAGCAAGAAUUUGAGGACCUACAGUCUCUCAUCCCUUGUGCUGUAAAGUACCGUGCUCCAGAAGGCCAGAGAUUGAAGGAUGGGAGCCUCGCAAUCAUAGACCAGUGGAUAGCUGCCCAUGCCAGAUAUUUUGUUGGCAGCUACGAGUCUACAUUCUCUUUUCGUAUACAAGAGGAGAGAGAGAUCUUAGGCUUUCAUCCAGAUACAACUUUUAAUAGACUGUGUGGAAACAAGGAUGACAUGUGCUCUCAGCCAACAAGGUGGAUGAUAACUUACAAGUAAGGAUCUCAGCAUAACGAUUAAGCUCCAAAAUCGAGCUAAUUGCUGGGGCACGUAAUGAAAGACUGAGUGCCAAACUAUGUUGAAGGAUCACAGCUAUCCUGCAAGCUGUUACAAAAUAAAACAAGUUGCCUGCAAUUGACCUUUAUUCACAUUU
Messenger RNA from Ornithodoros turicata, 1697 nucleotides. Its product is annotated as GDP-fucose protein O-fucosyltransferase 2-like. Gene Ontology annotation, molecular function: peptide-O-fucosyltransferase activity. The coding region runs from base 209 to 1543 and encodes 444 amino acids. The transcript is spliced from 7 exons. Lineage: Eukaryota; Metazoa; Arthropoda; Arachnida; Ixodida; Argasidae. The record is from RefSeq and is a predicted model, not a curated record. Gene Ontology annotation, biological process: protein O-linked glycosylation via fucose.